UUUUCAAUGUUGGGAAACAUACAAGGAAAUCCUUGCAACGGUGCGUGUUAUUGGACUCUGGAUGCAGUAGUUACAAUGGAUGAAUUUAUGUCGGUUUCGCCCAUACCAGGAUCCACAGCAUUUGACCAAUUGUUGCAUAGCCCUAUGGGUAACCCAGGACCACCUGAGUUCACCGAAGGAUCCAGCAGCUAUCUGACUUCUAUUUUAAAUGACGAACUAACUCCAACUAUGAUUCAAGAUGAAAAAUAUAAUCCCAACACGGACUCAAUGGUUCCCACAAUGUCGUAUGUGAAUCAAGAUCAUAGCAUGAUGUAUCCGAUGCCACAGAUGGAUAACAUGGCCUACAGCAAUGAAACGACCAGUUGCGACCAAUGUGGUGCAAUUGUCAACAACAAUCAAGAUGCUAUCAUGACGCAUCUCCAACAAUGCUGUGUGGAGGAACAAGUUGAACAACUUUCUGUGUCCAAUUCCAAAAAGGUGGAAAAAAAAUUUCUUGAACCUAUUCAACCAGCAACAAUAGUACAUUCUUCUUACAAUGGUGACGACCAGGUGCUACAAGUCAAAUGGGACAAGUAUUCAAGAACACUUCAAGUGAAAAUGGCUCCAGAUUAUAAUUUCUCAACUAAAAGUUACACAUUCGAAGUGCCUGGUCUGGAUCCCGGUAUGAAACUAGAAGCGAUUGACAAAAACAACCCACAAUCCUUCUGUGUUGCCACUGUUGUUGAAGUCCUGGGUCAUCGAGUGCGAAUUCGUUAUGAUGGUUACGGGCGCGACUCCUCCAACGAUUUUUGGUGUAAUUUUCAAGCGGAAGAGCUGUAUCCUAUUGGAUGGUGUGCGCAAAAUGCCUUUCCUUUACAACCGCCCGUUGGUAUUAAUUGUACCUUGGAGGAAUGGAGAAAUUUUUUGACGCAAACACUAACUGGAGCGUUGGCCGCUCCGAAGCACUUAUUUCCAUCGGAGCAUUAUCAACCAAAAGUUCAUGCAUUUGAAAACGGCAUGAAGCUCGAAGUCAUUCAUCCUUCGAAACCGUACAUUUUCUGUGCGGCGACUGUUGUCAAAAGCCUUGGUCCUUACUACUUUCUUGUGGCGACAGACAAACUGGAUGGUUUACCCAGUGUCACGAUGUGUUGCCAUAGUGAUUCCAGUAACAUUUUCCCGGUUGGCUGGAGCUACAAAAACGGCAUUGAAUUCACGGUACCCUCUGGAUAUACAAGAAAAUCAUUUUCGUGGGAAAAAUAUAUAACAGCUCAACGGGCCAGCUGUGCACCUCAACAUCUGUUCAAGAAAUCAAAGUCUCACAAAUUCAGAGCAGGACAAAAACUGGAAGCCGUCGACUUGGAACAUCCGCAUCUCAUUCGUGUAGCGACAAUCACAAACGUGAUGGGUCGUGUUCUCCAACUGUUUUUUGACGGGAGUCAGACACGAUUCCAGUUUGUCCUGUGCGACAGUCCAGAUAUUCACGGCUUUGGUUGGUGCAAGAGGACAGGUCAUCCACUGCACACGCCAUACGGAAAAAUGCCUUUCAAGACGGUUGUUAAAUACGAAGGGUUGGAAUCUUGUCCGAAACGGUUGAAGUUGAUUUCGUUUACAGAUGUGAUCGGACGGAAGCAACCUUCGGCUAAUCUUGCAACACAUCCCAACAUUGAAACACAGACUGAGGCUGCAACAUCUCAUAACAACCCUCCUGCAACAAACAUCGUUUCGAAUCUCGUAACACACGGCCACCUCUCAAACAACGCCCGCGGUACAACACGGGAAGCCUCAGUUCACCCGUCGACACCCCAUACGACCCCGACGCAUCACCUGGCAACACAUCAUACCCACGGAAAACACAACCAAACAGCACCCAAUAGCCUUGUAACCCAUCCCAACCUUUCAACACACGUCUCUGCAACUCCCCAUCAUACAGCAGCUCACAGCAUUGCAUCGCCUUCCAAUGAAACGCAUUGCAUUCCUGAAACUGCUCCAAGUAUGUUGGCCGCUUCGUCGUCCAUGCCUGACCAGCCAUACCCGCAAACACCUUCACCAGGGCCUGAUUACUCAGUUCAAGAUAUGUCUGUAACAAGUCCAGUUGAGGAAGUGGAUGAUAACAGUGAGGACAAGGAGAAAUGUCCCACGUUAUCCCCCUCAGAUGAUGACGAAGAUUUGAGUGACGAAGAUGGAAGUGGUACUGGCCCGGAGCGGUUUUACCACAACAAGAAUCAGAUCUACUUCAACAAGACAUGCUGUUGCGGACCUCUGCUGAAUCCUGAAGAAGUCAAACUUCUUCCUGAUGCAACGGAUCCUGGGAAAGUGAGCAGCGUCAUCAGGAUUGGCUUGGAGAUGGUCGCGAAAUGUGCGAAGGAUCCAGAGAGAGUCUUAGAAAUGAUGCAAGAGGGUAGCGGAGUACGCCUCACCAUCAAACACAACGGGAAAACGUUCAAAAAGGCAAUUUCAAGGGUUGACUCCCGUCCGAAGUUGGAACGAUAUUUGAAGCGUUUCUGUCGUCGCCUGGUUUGCUGCGAGUAUUUCUUGAGUCUUACACCAGUUGCAAGUCCGUGUCCUGAUGAAUGCAAAGCUGACCAGUAUGGCAACCUUCAGGGUCCUAAAGGAAUGAAAGCAAAGCGAGCUCGAGAAUAUUUUGAGACAAAACACCUGGGCUAUGAGAAAAAAAAGCGCGGGCGCAGGUCCAAGGCAGUAGCUAAUGAGGCAGCAGCUCAGAGAGCAGCCGCUGGCAUCGUGACAUCGGUGUUUCAUAAAGGCAAUCACGUGCCAUUACCUAAUCUCAGUUUACCUGUCACUGCAAUUGCUGAUCAUUUGAGAAACACGGCGACAAAGAUCUUGCAUCAAGUCCAAGCGAAUCAGGGGAUAUUACAUGAUCGCUCUAUGUUUCACUCCAAAGCUGCUACGUCAUCUGUGUCAAUGGUCACUCAAACCACACCUCCCCCCUCCUCCCACCACCCCACCCCAUACCCAUCAGUCCCCCCACAACACACAACCCACCACCCUUCUACGCCUCAUUCAUCAACACCUAACACAUCAAAUAAUCUCGCCCAUCACUCGACACCCCCACUUCCUACAGCGGGCUCCCUCCCCACAUCAGUGUCAUCUUCUCAGAGUCCCACCUAUGGAAAACCCCGCCUACUCCCAUCGCCUUACGGCCCCCCUCCACUACCUAUCACAACCGUGGCCACAGAAAACGAUGGCGCAACUACAGGCAACGGAAGAGGCUCUUAUCGUGGAAUACGAUCACUGAGUGUGCCUUCCAAGAAGUCCGCACGACCAAUUAUCCCAGCAGGGCCAAUACCAGAGCGUAACCAGCCUAAGGUUGGAAUCUACGUACCACCUGCAAAUAAACUUCCUUUACCAGCAAGUUCGACGGCCAUACCAGCUACCACCAUGUCAGUACCAUCCGAGACGGGGUCACCAUCCUUCCAUCUUGCUCAGUCGAAAUUCAUCACUCAUACCACUAGUAGUGAGAAAGUUGCCAGUUCAUUUUCAAGUCGAAUGGUCGGUUUACCUCAGACGCAAUGCUCUGGUGAUAUGUGCGCUCCUUCAAAUCAUCUGAAUAACUCGAACCAAACCACAACAUUAGUGACAGCUAAUCAACAUCCUAUACCUGCCUCGAUACCGCUUACCCGCGCUGGUCCUCCACCUUUAAUUCCAGCCCGCGCCAUAUCAGGCACUCCCAGUCAAAAAGGUGUACAGAUGAUCAGGCUGAGACCUGUGGAAGGCAAAUCCGCUGCUCCAAAUGUUUGCGUUACAGAACGAGGAACCUUCGUUGCAACGCAGGCCAAUAAGACCAGCAUUCCAUCCUCAGGCGCAUGCGUGAUGAACCACGUGGUGGGGCAAAGUGCUGACGCUAAUGCAAUGAUGAAUAGAAUGUUUAGUGUCGUCAGAAGUAACGACAAUGGUGCAUCUAAACAGAUGGCUUCUAGAAGUGGUUUUGCAAACGCUAGCCAUUCACAGACAACGCAAGUUGCUCGCGUUUAUCCGUCCGUGAAAAACGAGAGCGAUUAUCAGAGCACGAAUUGCUCACAUCAACACGCGGUCGCGCUAAGUCAGAACACGAGUAUGCCCAACCAGAUCACGAUGAUGCCUCACCAGAACGCGGGGACACGACAUCAGAACACGAAUAUUCAAUCCAACGAUAUGUCAAAUCAGAGCACGUAUGCCUCUUAUCAAAGCGCGAAGAAAUUUGAUAGGGACACGAAAAGAAGGGACAUCGGCACGGAAAAGUACGACAGGAACGCGAAUAUGGGCUCACAGAACACGAUACAGAAGUUUAGUAUCAACGUCGGGGGAGGAAUGGGUGCGGUAACAACCGCUGUCCGCUCUGGAAUGCUGGCUCGCGAAAAAUACCAACCACGCGAUGCAUCACGGGAUACUAAACAUCUGAUCACACAAAUGGGAGGCUACAAUGUCAAAAUUAAUAAAAACAAUCUGGAAACAAAACACAGUGAUACCACACCGAAAAUUUCCGAUGGAACGCCGGCUCAAUCCGAUAUAAGUCUGAACAUUACCGACGUUACUCCGACAGCUUGCGAGAUUUCGCCGACGGGCUCCGAAGAGAUUCCGAUGCUCUCCGAUAUUCCGAGGAACGGCGACGAUGUUGAGAACGAGGGGAUCGCGGACAUCGACGAUGUUCCGAUCAACAAACGUGGCUCAACGUGGAUGUAUCGGCGACGGAAGAAAAAGAAGGUCCGCUUCACGUACGUGAAAGGGAAGAAAAACAAGAAGAAGGAAUUGGAGAGUGAGAUGAAUCAAUACGAGUUUGAUGAGAACGGAGGAUUCCUUCAGGAGUUUGAUGAUGAAGAUGGUGAACAAUUUAUUAGAAAAGGAAAAAAAAGAGAACAUGAUGAUGACGAUGAUAAGAACGACCCACCCUAUGCGCCUCCACGAGCAAAGGAAAUCAGCCCAAAACGUUUACGACGAUCAUCGGAUCUCGCCAGUGAUCACGUCACCGCAACACCAGGGAUGGCGUCAUCUUGUGUGACGUCACCGAAAGCUGAACUAAUGAAAGGAGUCCUUCAUGCUGUACAGAGUAGUCAGCAUCCGUCAGUGAAGUUGCGUUCACCAAAUGAGAAACAAUUACAUUCCUUCAAUGGUUUUUCGAGUCCUCCAAAGAAAUCACGUGUUCACGCAACGGACAGUGCUGCAUCUCGAAAAGGAGGCGCGUCAUUUAGUUCCAAGACUUGUGCCAAGUCACACGGAAAGUUGUGUGCAAACGCUGCCACUAAUACGUCAUUCCCUGGUUGCUCUAGCGACAAGUGUUUAUAUCAUCCUGAUAAUCCACGAAAAUGGAAUGUCGAUCAGGUUGGGGAAUAUAUAAUGUCAACGGACUGUAAAAACUAUGCAACAUAUUUUAUGGAUCAGGAAAUUGAUGGUGAAUCGUUGCUGUUGUUAACACGAAGUACUCUCAUGCAAUUCACGAACAUGAAACUCGGUCCGACCUUAAAACUGAGCAAUUACAUUGCGCAACUCCGUGCUCGCGUUGGAAUGUCAAAACGCACGUGACCUUCUCAUUAUUGAAUCGCUUAACCAGGUUUUUGCGCUCUAAAAACUGGUUUUAAAAUGCCUUACGGCACGAACAAAGUGCUCUUAGAAGUCUUAUAUAUGUAUUUGAAAAAGCAUUUGUCAAGUAGCCAGCUGAAGGCACUCAAUACUCAUUAUAUAAGUUGAUUACUGGCGUUAAUGAUUGUCUGUGGUACAAAAGCUCUUUGUCAGACAUGAUGAGAAAAACCUUCUUUUUAUGUCUCAAAUAGUAUCUGUCAUCUCCCGAGCCAUUCUUAAAACUACCAUUAGUAUGCUUUUAUUUUGGCUGUCUUUGUCAAGAAUAUUUCAACCCAAAAUCGUUCUAACUACAAGCUAUCGCUGAAUUGAGUGGUGAACAAUUACAACCGUUUUCACACAAGUUGUCCAUUGCUAGGCGCAUGCUUUGAGU
Molecule: messenger RNA, 5923 nt
Organism: Dendronephthya gigantea
Lineage: Eukaryota; Metazoa; Cnidaria; Anthozoa; Malacalcyonacea; Nephtheidae
Exons: 22
Coding region: 7-5496 (1829 amino acids)
Biological process (GO): regulation of DNA-templated transcription
Cellular component (GO): nucleus
Molecular function (GO): protein binding
Source: RefSeq, a predicted model, not a curated record